Molecule: messenger RNA, 1326 nt
Organism: Effrenium voratum
Lineage: Eukaryota; Dinophyceae; Suessiales; Symbiodiniaceae
Source: the annotation of a GenBank genome assembly
AUGCGGCGCAGGGCGCCUUUGCUGCUGCUGGCGUCCGUGUCCAGUCUACCCCGCCUGGCGAAACCACAACUCUGGCGCGCCUCUGCUAGCGCGGCCGUGCCGAUGCCGGCCAUCACCGUGCUCACCACCGAGGAUGCGGCGGACAAGGCCCGCAAGGUGGCCGAGGCAAGUCAGGCCCUUGCCACUGAGGUGGCCACAGAGGAGGUGAGGAGUUACUACUGGUGGGAGGGCAAGGUGAACUUUGACCCGGAGUGGCGGGUGGCGGUGACUACCACAGAGCCUUUCGCGGCUGCGGAGGCGGCCAUCGCCAAAGUGCACAGCUACGACCUGCCGAUGAUCAUCUACGACCUGCCCGAGGCCGACGCAAGCCACAGGCACUGGAAAGGCACUUUGAAACUGCCUGAGGAGGAGGCCGUGAAAUUAGCAGAGACGCUGGUGUCGCAGAGGAUCGUUGCCUGCGCUCAAGCCGGCCCCAGCGGACUGGCGGUGAAGACAGUGGCAAGAUGCAAGCCGCUGGUGGAAAAGACGUUCGGCGGUGGGGUUACGUGGUCGCCCAUCGGGGGCAACGAGGGCUACUUGCAGUGGCUCGAGGCGGAGUGCGUCGGGCAUCUUCCCCCCAGUGAAGGUGGCCGGAGCCUCACUUCGCUGCUUCUGAAGGAAAGUCGCUGGAAGAAGAAUCAGAAGGAUUCCCACCACACCGUGGCGGAGAAGCCGGAAUCCAUCGACAAGGAGAGCCAGAAGUGGAUCGACUGCCAGUUCAAGCUGUAUGAAGAGGCCCCGGAUUGCAAGCUGAAAGCGCUGCAGGAGCAAGAGCGCAAGGCGGAGCGGACGUGCAAGAACCAGAUGGAAUUCAUAUAUGACCUUUGGGAGAAGCCGAAGUCCCGCUCGGACAUCACUGAGUACUCGCUCCGGCAGCUGCGGCGGGACAUCGAGGUGGACUACGUGCGCACCUUGCACGCCCUCAACAUCUCCGGCAGCGGCGAUGGCCCGCAGAUGGAGAGGGCCAGCUGGGUGAAGACGGACCACGACAUCCGACAGAGCCUCCUGUACUUCCAGGAGCUGCUUUGGAUCCUCCAGCAGCAGCCCGUGUACUUGGCCCGUCUCAGCGGGAUGAUCCGAAAGAACAGCGGCAAGGAAUAUGACCACAAGGUCUUUCGCAAGAUUUGCGAGCGCAUCUUCCACGACCUCUUCCAAGCACGCCCCUGGCUCGGACAUUGCCGAGGGCACGUAAUCUUUGGAUUUUGGCGCCGGGAUGCCUUGAGGCACCUUGCAUCUCUGCAAGUGCGCGCCCGGGGCCUCGAAAGGCCUCGGAAGGCAUCGAGUUAG